This is a messenger RNA of Blepharisma stoltei, 336 nucleotides long. The record is from the annotation of a GenBank genome assembly. Lineage: Eukaryota; Ciliophora; Heterotrichea; Heterotrichida; Blepharismidae.
AUGAAUUCUGAUCUGAAGAAAAAGCUGAGAAUCAAAUCUGGAGUCGUGAAAAGGAUGAACAGAGAGCACGAAUCGUAUCAAAGAGAAGUUGAUAAAGACAGAGAUAGAGUUCAGAAACUGAGAGACAAUGGAGCAAGCGAGUCUGAAAUCAAAAGACAAGAAGAAGUAUUGCAAGAAACCAUUGCUAUGAUACCAUAUACAAGAAGAAAACUGAAUGAAGCCAUUCAAGGACUCAGAGAUUUUAUGAAGGAAAAUGAUACAAACAAUGAUCUUAUUGGAUCCCAGGAAUGGACUGAAGCAUCAAACUCGCUUUCCGCUGCUUCAGUGAGUGUAUAA